Molecule: messenger RNA, 1388 nt
Organism: Toxorhynchites rutilus septentrionalis
Lineage: Eukaryota; Metazoa; Arthropoda; Insecta; Diptera; Culicidae
Gene: Ttc19
Product: tetratricopeptide repeat protein 19 homolog, mitochondrial
Exons: 2
Coding region: 232-1299 (355 amino acids)
Biological process (GO): mitochondrial respiratory chain complex III assembly
Cellular component (GO): mitochondrial inner membrane
Molecular function (GO): protein binding
Source: RefSeq, a predicted model, not a curated record
GUCGUGCUCAAGCUUGUAGGAAACGUUAUACUUUAUUGCAUAAAAUGCGUACUUGACACGGAAGAAUUAAUUUUCAUUCAUAAUUUUUCUUUGAAAAGCAUAUUUAUUCCACCUGAAAAUCCAUUAUCACUUUUGCUUCACGCCCAGAGAACACGAAGCUCGAUGCCAUUAUCCAAAACAAUCUUUUUGUUGUAUAGAUUCUGUCGUCCAAGUUGAAAAUCACAUAACAAAAUGCUACGAAAGGUCUGCAUCAGUUCCGUAAACACGAUAUCUAGGAGGAGUUUUAUAUCAAUCAAUCAUCCUCGUGUGAGUGGCGAAUUUUUUCUGCCCAAAACUCAACUCUAUAAAGAUGAGCAAUCGAGAAAUCGCAACCGCGAUGAAAAUGACCGAGAUAAUCAAAGAAGAGACCAUAAAUUAAUACCAUUUCUUGCAGCAAGUUCCUUCCUGUCAUGGUUUAGUAAAAAAGACGAGGAAGAUACGCCGGAAAAUGAACUCAUCAGAACCAUUAAGUUAUCCAUUCUCAACAUCCAGAGAGAAGAAUACAAAAAGGCAGAACAGUUGUUACAUGUCGCCCUGAAAAUGGCCCAAAACCUGCAGAGCAAAGACGGAAUUACGUAUAUUUACGACAUCAUGGCAAAUCUGGCGAUGGAAGUGGGUGAAUACGCCAAAGCGGAGAAACUGUUCACAAACGUCAUGCAACGGUUAUUUGCCGAUGGCUUCGUGGAAGAUCAUAUCAAAAUACUGCAUAUUAGCUCGAAGAUAGCGCACAUAGCGCAACUUCAGGGUCACUUGGACAAAGCGAUGCAGGGUUUCGAGUGGACGAUAGCGAAGCUAGAGGACAGCCUGAGAAAAGUUGGCGAGGAUAAGGAAAUUCUGGAGCUUUGGGGUAUCACAAAGAACUGGUAUGCGCAAAUGCUGAUGGAAGCGAAAAGGUUCGCAGAGGCUCGCAACUGUUUCCGGCAAGCCUACGAUGCAUACACACAGAUUCACGGCAACCUAACGGAAGAAGGACUGACGAUAUUAAACAAUCUUAGCGUGGCGUGUUCGAAUCUGGAAGAUUACACAUCAGCCGAAUCCUAUCUCAAGGAAGCGAUUUCACUUGCUGCCCAGCUACCAGAGCUCACUGAAGCGGGAGUAUUCCGAGCAAACUUGGGUUUGUUGUAUCUCCAGCAGGGAUUGCUGAAACAGGCGGCCGAGUUCUGUUCGUUCGCUUGGAAGUACGGCAAACAGCAUAAACAUGAAGAAACUGUGAUACAAGCCAACUACUGUCUGGAACAGAUAAAGGCAAUGAAAAAGUAAAUUAGCAAUUCUAAUUGAUUGCUGAUAUUGUUAAUAAGUAUUGAAUUACUCAUUUGAAAUUUUAUUAUAAAGAAAAAUUUAUUGAUGGA